This is a messenger RNA of Oncorhynchus mykiss (rainbow trout), 2081 nucleotides long. Lineage: Eukaryota; Metazoa; Chordata; Actinopteri; Salmoniformes; Salmonidae. The record is from RefSeq and is a predicted model, not a curated record.
UCAGGGCCACAUACUUUCGACAAGCACAGCUCAAAUAACUGUCAGGUGAAAAUAUAUUUUAGUACUAUUUCUGAAAACAUAGGAAACCACAAAGAGGCCAUGUCACCUCCACCUCCCUUACAACCUAGAACUGUGUGUGGGCUUUGUCAAUCUAUGUUCAAACCUUUUUACUGUUGGUGAAAGUAAGCUUUGCGCAUCAGAACACAGCAUGAAAAUGCCUACCACCCAUAACACUAUCUGACACACACUUCCCUUGAUAACCGUUGGUCCAAUAUGGUCAUGUUUCAUUUGAAAUGAUUAGUGGCCAGUUGUAAAAUGUUAACCAGCUGCCGUUGUCACCCAAAAACUCAUACGAGUACAUGAAUAUAGAAUGACUUGGAAAGCUUAAUUUAUCCAGCGAGACAUAGUGAUACUGAUGACAAAGCCGCUCCUUCCUGUGAGUGAGGGACGACAGGAAGCCACAUAACAAAGUGAGGUGAAGAACGAACAGAAGUGGUCAUCUCAGUGGUUGCAAUAGAAAAUAUUUCACAUGAAUUUGGACAGAAGUUGCUUGAAUAUCUUACCAGCUUGGGCACUGUGGUCCUCAGAUGAAGGCAACAUACACACUCAACAGAGAAAUGUCAUAUUGGAAUGCAACAAGUAAUCACACAGAUACUUCCCUCAUCAGGAACUCAAAUAUAACAAAUGAUCUUGGUUAUAAAUUCUCAGAUCCUGUAGUAGGAGGUAGCAGAUUAAACGGGAUGUUCUACAUUCUAAUCGGUAUUUCUGGGUUUACUGUCACCAUUGUCAUUUUAAUGGCAAUUCUGUGGACGAGGAAGUAUCGCACUUUGAUUCACACCAUUCGAGACCUGCAGGGUGUUGAGGGUCUAUCGGGCAGAGCUCCUCCAUCUAACCCCCCAUCUAGAAGUCCCCUAACCUUGAGGAAGUGUUUGGGGCAUGAGACAAGAAGCCAUCCCACACGAGAGCUUGUCUCUGUCACUCUGGGACAGGAGUCACAGGACACCAACUUAACCACUCCCCUUGAAAGGCAGACAACCAAGUCUGCUUCUAGGUCUCUCUGGAGACCACGGCAAACUGUUUCCUGCUUCAACACCUCUGGGCUAGGUCUACAGUAUAUCAUCAAAGCAGGGAGGGAAGGGGUGUACUACAAGGCUAAGGUGAUACGUGGCACCUGCAAGGGCCACUUCAUUGUCACCUGCAAGAUUAUCAAAGAGGGGGCUACUCACAGGAGAGUAGCCAGAGAGGUGAGCAUCAUGAGGAAGCUGGGUGUCCACAAGAACGUGCUGCAGCUGCUAGACUGGAACAUCACACAGGCUCCUUACAUGCUGAUCCUAGAGUCGGUGAGCAGUGGGACACUGCGCAGUUUCCUUCAAGUGAAUCAAGACCAACUGAGCAGGGACAGUCAACUGCAACAUUUCUUCACCACAGCAGCAUAUCACAUUGCCCAUGCCAUGAGACACCUGUGCUCUAAAAUGGUGGUCCACUGUGACCUAGCCCUGAGGAACAUUAUGGUGAACCAUUUUCCCAGAGAGGUGAAGCUGGCAGAGUUUGGACUGGCCCAAGACCUGACUCACAAAAGGAGCCAUCGCAGCAGCUGCAAAGUGGACCACAUGCAAAGUGUGCCCCUGCGUUGGUAUCCCCCAGAGUACUUCAGAAACAACUACUACAGCUUCAAAGGGGAUGUCUGGGCCUUUGGCAUUGUGCUGUGGGAGAUGCAAACAUUUGGGACCUUACCAUAUCCUAACCUGGAGGCUCCAGAGUUGGUGGUGCGCUAUGUUUGCUCUGGACAAAGGAACUCAGUCCCAGAGACAUGUAGGCCAGAGAUACUGCAGACGAUUAGGGACUGUUGGCUGGAGCCAAACACCCAAAGGCCCUCCUUCAACGACAUAGUCAGAGACCUCGAGAACAUCCUGGAGGAUGAUGAAGAUUACGUCAAAGUGGACAACGGAGUCCCAAUGGCCAAUAUUGAAUUUGGCGACCAAGGUCAAAUCUAGCCCACUCUCCUUCACGGGGACUAAAUAUGUGACAGGAAAAUGGUCUAAUUCACGGACUUAUCAAGAGAACAUCCCUGGGCAUCCCUA